AUGUCGACGGCUCCAUCAUCGCGUCCAUUAUUCCAGCCUCAAGGCGAAAACAUGGGUCCACCAGGAAAAGCAAUCGCUCGGCCGCGAACAGACAAUACCAAUCGACCAGUGCUAGGCGACCUGACACCAAACGCCAAACUCGACAAGCAACAACAACAACAAAGGAGCGGCAGCCCCCUCAAGCGACAAGCAAACAUCUUCGACGAUGGCAAAGGCUUCAGCUACAUCAAGCGUCGUCGUCUAUCACACAACAAUGCCCUGACGCGCCGCAUCACUCCACAACCUCCUCAGGACCAACAGAAAGCCCCCUCUCCUACCGAGCACGACUCUCACUCUGAGGGCGACAGUGGUCGCUCGUCACAGAACUCCAACGCUACCCGUGGCUCUUUCUCGUCGCUGAUCAACUACGAUCCCUCGUCGCAACAGCAAAUCUCGCAGCAACAUCACCAACAAGCCUCCUCAGCAGCGUCCAUGUCCAUCCGGACCGCUGCUCAGACUCUACGGUUACGUCUCCGUAUCGCCAUCUACAAGGUCCGCACCAAUCAGAUCAACGUGCCCUUUUCGCGUUUGCAGAUCAUCGGCAAGCAACCCACACGACACCAACAACCUCAACCACCAGCCCCUCCCUCUCCCGACGCCCUGCCUAUGGCUCCUCCGCCAUUACGCCCCUACGGCGAGAAAAACACACAAGCUUCUGAGCCACAAAGCCAAGCUCAGCAAGCUGUCUUCUCCACGCCGAACAUCUUCUCGAAUCGCUUUAUGCCGUACAACGCUCCCUCGAGCUCGCCGCCGUUAGCACACGACCCUCUGCCGCGUAUCGCGAGAGAAGCACAAGCGCGUAUGGCUGCUGCCGCCGAUAGAGAUAGUCUGGACUCCGAAGCUACUGAGUUGGCCGAAGAUCACGACGAACACCCUGUAGCCGAAAGCCCGCUGGAUAGGUCUAGAAGACAUCACAUGCUACCGCAGACGUGA
Aureobasidium melanogenum CBS 110374 is the source of this 972-nucleotide messenger RNA. RefSeq lists its product as uncharacterized. The transcript has a single exon. Lineage: Eukaryota; Fungi; Ascomycota; Dothideomycetes; Dothideales; Saccotheciaceae. The record is from RefSeq and is a predicted model, not a curated record. Bases 1 to 972 code for a protein of 323 amino acids.